This is a messenger RNA of Gastrolobium bilobum, 3197 nucleotides long. RefSeq names its product proteinaceous RNase P 1, chloroplastic/mitochondrial-like. The record is from RefSeq and is a predicted model, not a curated record. Gene Ontology annotation, biological process: tRNA 5'-leader removal. The transcript is spliced from 6 exons. Bases 233 to 1918 code for a protein of 561 amino acids. Gene Ontology annotation, molecular function: ribonuclease P activity; protein binding. NCBI's taxonomy places the organism in Eukaryota, Viridiplantae, Streptophyta, Magnoliopsida, Fabales, Fabaceae.
AUGGCGGAAGUGAUAAAGCGGGAGAUGGAUAGGGUUUUGAACACAAGGACAUUCUCGGAUUGACUAUUCGAAAGGUGUUGCGUGCAUCUUUGAUUCCACCCCAUGUUGUUUUUUUCUGCGUUUGUUUUUACCUAGGAACUAAACUAUUAGUACUACAUUCGAUUCUAUGAAUUUGAGGUUGUUUGUUCUCUUAUCUUGUUGGUUUAAUUUUACAAACAAUUGGUGAAUUGUGAUGCUGCGAGUGACGGCGAGAUUCACUCCUCUUUUCUCCAUCUUUACGACGCAAUCCCACUGGCCACGGCCAAUACACGCAAUAACUGCUGCUACUAGUGGCUUCUCCUCCAUGAGCAUGAGCACAAGCACUUUAGCUCAAUCACGAGAUAAUGACUUUUCGAAAGGAACAAGUGCUAUUAAGCUUUCAAGCAAAGCGAGGAGAAAAGCUGCCAAUGAAUCUCCACAGGGAGUCCUACAACGCAAGCUGAAUCAGUGCUCAAAGUCUGGUGAUGUUGUUGAAGCUCUUCAUCUCUAUGAUGAGUCACAAAAAAUCGGGGUUAUGCUCAAUAUUGAUCACUAUAACAAAUUGCUCUACCUGUGUUCUAUGUCACCCAACUUGUCGGAUUUAGCUCUGAAAAGGGGGUUUGAGAUCUUUCAGCAGAUGUUGAAUGACCAAGUUGAGCCAAAUGAAGCUACAUUUACGAAUGCUGCUAGGCUUGCUGCUGCAAAGGAAGAUCCUGAGAUGGCUUUUGAAUUGCUGAAGCAAAUGAAAAAUGUUGGCAUUGCACCCAAGCUGAGAUCAUAUGGACCUGCUUUGUAUGGAUUUUGCAAGAUGGGGGAUGCUGAGAAGGCUUAUGAAGUCGAUACAGACAUGAUUGAAUCUGGCGUUACGGCUGAAGAGCCUGAGCUUGCUGCUAUUUUGGAAGUCAGUGUCAAUGCAAGGAAUGAAGACAAGGUCUAUGAGAUGUUGCAUCGUUUGCGAGCUGUGGUGAGACAGGUGUCUGAAUCUACUUUAAAAAUGAUAGAGGAUUGGUUUAACUCUGAAAAUGCAACUAAAAUUGGGAAGGAGAACUGGGAUGUUAACAAGGUAAGAGAAGGGAUUGUGCGGGGAGGUGGAGGAUGGCAUGGCCAAGGGUGGCUUGGAAGUGGACAAUGGAAGGUGGUGAAGACUCAUGUGAACGAGGAUGGCCUUUGCCUCUCAUGUGGUGAGAAGCUUGUGAGCAUUGAUAUUGAUACAAAAGAGACCGAAAACUUUGCUGCCUCAUUAUCUAAAUUGGCUUGCCAAAGAGAAGUUAAGGCAAACUUUAAUCAUUUUCAGAAGUGGCUUGAACAGCAUGGCCCGUUUGACGCUGUUGUAGAUGGUGCCAACGUCGGCCUUGCCAACGUGCAUAAUUUUAGCUUUCCGCAUCUUAAUUCUGUUGUUCAACAAUUACGUCAAAUGAGCCCUUCGAAUAGAUUGCCACUUAUAAUUUUGCAUGUAAGUCGGGUAACUGGUGGUCCUGCUCAGAAUCCAAAUAACAGGAGACUUAUAGAAAAUUGGAAAAAUAAUGGCGCUCUUUAUGCAACACCUCAAGGUUCAAAUGAUGACUGGUACUGGUUAUAUGCUGCUGUUAGUUGUAAAUGCUUACUGUUGACAAAUGACGAGAUGAGGGACCAUUUGUUCCAAUUACUAGGUUCUGGAUUUUUUCCGAGAUGGAAAGAAAAGCACCAGGUUCGAGUAUCAGCCUCAGCUCGUGGAGCUUCCCUAAUUUUGCCUCCCCGUUAUUCAAUAGUUAUUCAGGAAUCAGAAAACGGUAGUUGGCAUGUGCCAAGUGUAACUAGUGAUGAUCAUGAGAUCCCAAGGAAAUGGUUGUGCGCCACUAGAUCCGGAAAGAAAACAUUACAUAAUCUAUGGACAUCUAACUCCAUGUCUGAUGGCACUUGAUGAAAGGAAGGGAGUGUUUUUAUCUUCUUGGUUUGUUUUCAGUAGUUAUCCAAGAUUUUUCUCAUCUUGAAUUGCAAUUGCGUGCAGCUGUGAUGAAUUCAAGGCAUAGGACAAGGUGCUGCUACCAUUUUCUUCUCCUUUUUGAGUAAUUUUUUUUUAUUCUCCUUUAACACCAGCCUCCCCCACCCAAAAAAAAAAAAAUGCGCUUCUUCUUCCUUUUGGAACAUCUCUAGAUUUUCUUUAAUAGCUGAUAUGAGCUGCUAAUGUUCAGAAUGAAAAGGUUGAUUAUUUUGACACUUGUGGCAAGUUAAAAGCAGUAUAGAUCAGAGGGCUUGGGGUAGUAAUCUUAUCGGUGAACCUAAUUUGUCUCAUAUUUUUUAUUGAAGAGCCUAGGGUAGGUGGCAUUAAGUCUGUUUAGGGACUGAUUGAUUGCUGGAUUGAAACCCAGUGAAUCCACUUCACCACCACUUCAGUUUCUACGUUCUUAGACCUCCUUUGAACUAAAAAAGAAGGUAAUAACAUUGUUAUGCUGCCAUACCAUUCCUGAAAAUAUGCAGGUAGAGUGAGUGUUAGUGGUUAUGAUUAUUCGGGCCAUUGAGCUCACCAAAUAAAUGUAUACACUGAUUCUAUACAAAAUAUUUUGCCAUUUCAAAUUAUGAUCUACGCUGUCAAUAUGAUCAACAUCUUCUCAUGUGCUGGUUGCAUCGUUGGAACGACUUAGUCGUCUAUAGCUACAAAGCACAGAACAGCAAAAUGAUGCGGUCUCUGAAGUGUGAAAUUCUCCACGAUUAUAUUUAGAAGGGCAUGAUGCCCUUUGAUCAUUAAAAAAUUGUGCAAGUCUUCUCUCCACAUAUGUACUAGUCGCAUCUUUAGACCCACUUGGUCAAGCACAGAAAUAUGCACCCUUUGAACUUUGAAGUGUGAAAUAGAAAUACUCCAUGAUUAUAUCUUGCAGACAAGCUAGAUUGAAGCAGAGGAAUAGCUUGAUAUCAAGCUCAAUGCUAAGGCAUUGACUGUAUAGCCAAAGGGGAAAAAAAAGGAAAAAGAUAUUGUCCUGAUACAUUGUUUGGCAUGCGAAAGAUAGUCUUCCGUAGACUUAUUACUUGGAUAUCAAUCAACCAUGCUUCAUAGGUUAUAUGUGAACCUUCGUUUACAUGAAAAGAAACUCAUUCCCAAGAGUUUAACUGAAUGAAAAACAUCACAUUUGUAGUUGGUGGUAGUAAGUAAAGCAUUUUAAGUGACGGAGUAUUUUUAGCCAGUGUUUUAAAACUCGGCUUGG